CAGGGGGAACGCUUCCUGGCUGCACUGGGAGGUGCUUCUCGCCCGCCCGCCGACAAACGGAGGAUGCCGAGGUCAACCCCGGCUCCCGACACGCUUCCUCCGGCAGGCCCGGGGGAGGGCCGUGGGCGCGGGGACGGCGCUGGUGUGGGGCGGCCGGGGCCAGCCCGAGGCGGGGCCCAGCGCCGCCACAGCAGCCGGGGCAGCCCGCGCCCUUCGGCCCCGCGCCGCGCCGCCAGCAUGAGGCGGGCCGGGCCGUGGUGCCUGCUCCUGGCCGCGGCCUGCGCCCUGGGCCGGCCCCCGCCGCCGCGGGCUGCCGUGCGCUGCCAGGCCGCCGGCGCCUGCUUCAGCGCCCACCUCGCCAACGGCUCCUACGCCGAGGCCCGCAGCGCCUGCGGCCGCCGCCGGGGCGGCCUGGCCUGGGUCAGCGGCGAGCCGGAGCUGCGGCUGGUGCUGAGGCUGCUGGCGGAGGCGGCGCCGAGGCCCGCGCCCUCGCUCUUCUGGGUCGGGCUGAAGAGGAACGCCACCGCCUGCACCGACGCGGGGCACCCGCUCCGCGGCUUCUCCUGGGAGGGCGCCGGCGGCGGGGCGGCCCCGCGGGAGGUGCCGGCGGCGCUCGGCCGCUGGGUGAAGGAGCCCGUGCGGUCCUGCCUCACCGCCCGCUGCGCCGGGCUGCACCUGGCGGCGGCGGCCCCCGACGGCGGCCGCAGCUGGGGCUGGAAGGAGCGGCUCUGCCAGCGGGAGAGCCAGGGCUACGUGUGCAAGUACCAGUACGAGGGCGCCUGCCCCGACCUCAGCCCCGCGGGCGCCCUCCGCCUCGACUACCGCCUCCCCUUCGAGGAGCGCAGCGCCAGCGCCGGCCCCGGCUUCAGCCCGCCGGGCACCGUGCUCACCGUGGCGUGCCUCGGUGGGGAGGUGCGGCUCACCUGCAAGCCCGAGCGGGCCGGCUUCGCCUGGAAGGGGGCAGAGGAGCCCCUCUGCCCCUGCAGCUACCGCAGCCCCGGCAGCGGGCGGUGCGCCCAGGCCGCCGGGUGCCGCGAUGCCGCCGGCGGCUUCGCCUGUGCCUGCACGCCGGGCGGGCGGGACGGGACGCCUUGCGCGGCCACGGAGGCGGCCCCCACCGCCGCGGGCGGCCUCGCGGAGCCGCCGGGUGCCGGGGCGGAGGGGCAGCGCCCCUCCGCCCCGGCACCCGGCGGCUCCGCGGGGCCGCCCGCCGCCACCAACCGGGCCGCCGGCGGAGCGAAGACGGCUGCUCCGCCGCCCUCCUCCUCCUCCUCCUCCUCCAACUACGUUUUCAUCCUGGUGACGGUCGCGGUGGUGGUGCUGGUCAUCCUCGUCAUGACCGUCCUGGGGGUCUUCAAGCUCUGCUUCAACAAGAACUCCGAGGGCCGCCGGGACAAGGAGCCGCCGGAGGCCGGCGGCAAGGCGGAGGCGGGCUCCGCGGAGCCGGGGGGAGCGGCCGGAGGCGACUAGCCCCGGGCGGCCGGGGCCCCCUCCCUCGGGGCUGCCCCGAGCGGCAGCUCCCACCCCAGGGUAGCGCUCGGCUCCCCCCCCGCCCCCGUCUCCCUUGCCCCCAGCCCGGCUGCCGCGGGGAGCCGAGGAAGAGGCGCCGUGGGACUUGGCUGCGCAGGACUUGCAGAUCGUCAGACGGGGGGGCAUGCAGCGACCCCCUCUUUCAGGGGUUUGAAGCCUUUGGACAGUCGAGCUUUUGUCAGUCUGAAAACCAGUUAUUUAGGUGCUAACAAAGUGUCCUUGGAGCAAGUGUAAAGGGGACCACUUUGAGCGCUCGCGUCUUGUAAUUUAGAAGUCACUCCUUGUCUGAGUGGUACUUGGAGGCUCUCGUUUUCUUUCUAAUUGCUGGAGCAUUUGGAGAGGUGAACUGCCAUAAUUUUGGAGGAAACUGUGACCCAUACUCUUUCAGACUGACAUUCUUAAAAAUGAAGAGCAUUUCUAUGCUUAGAAGGUCAUUAAAUUGCUGAGGAAGUGGGAGGUUAAUGGGGUGUCAGUUUUAUACUUCAGCUGAUGAAAAGAAUAAAGGAUGAUUUAAAACCUAA
This is a messenger RNA of Harpia harpyja (harpy eagle), 2051 nucleotides long. RefSeq names its product C-type lectin domain containing 14A (gene CLEC14A). Gene Ontology annotation, cellular component: external side of plasma membrane; extracellular matrix. Gene Ontology annotation, biological process: cell migration. Gene Ontology annotation, molecular function: extracellular matrix protein binding; extracellular matrix binding. NCBI's taxonomy places the organism in Eukaryota, Metazoa, Chordata, Aves, Accipitriformes, Accipitridae. The record is from RefSeq and is a predicted model, not a curated record.